AUGUCCCAGCGCUUCGUGGUGACGCCCGCGGCGGGCGGGGCGGGGGACGCGGGUCCCAGGCCCGGGGGCGACGGCGGUCAAAGCUCCAGCUCCGGCCAGGGCCCCGACGCGGACCCCGCACCCUCCCCGGAGCCGCCGGGGGUGGACGCGCUGCCCAUCCUGCGCUACUGCCGGGAGCCGAGCCGCUACUGCGGAGAUGGACACCCCAGGGAAAGCAGCCCGUUCAUCAGCCGCGGGGAGGCGGACACAGAGAGCGUCUACGAAGGGAAGAACAUGGCGCUCUUCGAGGAGGAGAUGGACAGUAACCCGAUGGUGUCCUCGCUGCUCAACAAGCUGGCCAACUACACCAACCUGAGCCAGGGCGUGGUGGAGCAUGAGGAGGCAGAGGAUAGCCGGCGGCGCCAGGCCAAGAGCCCUGGCAUGGGCACCUUCAUCGGCGUCUACCUGCCCUGCCUGCAGAACAUUCUGGGCGUGAUCCUCUUUCUGCGCCUCACGUGGAUCGUGGGAGCGGCUGGCGUGCUGGAGUCCUUCCUCAUUGUGUCCAUGUGCUGCACCUGCACGAUGCUGACCGCCAUCUCCAUGAGCGCGAUUGCGACCAACGGCGUGGUCCCAGCGGGCGGCUCCUACUACAUGAUAUCGCGGUCUCUGGGGCCGGAGUUCGGGGGGGCCGUGGGCCUCUGCUUCUACCUGGGCACCACAUUUGCGGGGGCCAUGUACAUUUUGGGGACCAUUGAGAUCUUUUUGACCUACAUCUCCCCCGGCGCGGCCAUCGUGCACCCCGAGGGCGCAGGGGGCGAGGCCGCAGCCCUGCUACACAACAUGCGUGUGUACGGGACCGGCACGCUGGCCCUCAUGGCCACGGUGGUCUUCGUGGGCGUCAAGUACGUCAACAAGCUGGCCCUGGUGUUCCUGGCCUGCGUGGUGCUCUCCAUCCUCGCCAUCUACGCCGGCGUCAUCAAAACUGCCUUCGACCCGCCCGACAUCCCGGUCUGUCUGCUGGGGAACCGCACGCUGUCGCGACGUGGUUUCGACGUCUGUGCCAAAGUCCACACCGCCAACAACGGCUCAGCGACCACCGCGCUCUGGGGCAUCUUCUGCAACGGCUCCGCAGACAGCACUUCCUGCGACCAGUACUUCCUCCACAACAACGUCACCGAGAUCCAGGGCAUCCCAGGCGUGGCCAGCGGUGUCCUCCUGGACAACCUGUGGAGCGCGUACGCGGACAAGGGGGCGUUUGUGGAGAAGAAGGGGGUGCCCUCAGUGGCCGUGCCGGAGGAGGCCCGUGCCCGCGGGCUGCCCUACGUGCUCACCGACAUCAUGACCUACUUCACCAUGCUGGUCGGCAUCUACUUCCCGUCCGUGACCGGCAUCAUGGCAGGCUCAAACCGGUCUGGGGACCUCAGGGAUGCGCAGAAGUCCAUCCCCACCGGGACCAUCCUGGCCAUCGUGACCACGUCUUUCAUUUACCUCUCCUGCAUCGUGCUUUUCGGGGCCUGCAUCGAAGGCGUGAUCUUACGAGAUAAGUUCGGGGAGGCCCUGCAGGGGAACCUCGUCAUCGGGAUGCUGGCCUGGCCGUCGCCCUGGGUCAUCGUCAUCGGCUCCUUCUUCUCCACCUGCGGGGCCGGCCUGCAGAGCCUGACUGGGGCGCCACGCCUGCUGCAGGCCAUCGCCCGGGACUCCAUCGUCCCCUUCCUGCAGGUGUUUGGCCACGGGAAGGCCAACGGGGAGCCCACGUGGGCCCUGCUGCUCACGGCGCUCAUCUGCGAGACGGGCAUCCUCAUCGCCUCCCUGGACAGCGUGGCCCCCAUCCUGUCCAUGUUUUUCCUCAUGUGCUACAUGUUCGUGAACCUGGCCUGUGCCCUGCAGACGCUGCUGCGCACGCCCAGCUGGCGCCCACGCUUCAAGUACUACCACUGGACUCUAUCCUUCCUGGGCAUGAGCCUCUGCUUCGCCCUGAUGUUCAUCUGCUCCUGGUACUACGCACUGUGCGCCAUGCUUAUCGCCGGCUGCAUCUACAAGUACAUCGAGUACCGCGGGGCCGAGAAGGAGUGGGGCGACGGCAUCCGCGGGCUGUCCUUGAAUGCCGCUCGCUACGCCCUGCUGCAUGUGGAGCAUGGCCCGCUGCAUACCAAGAACUGGAGGCCCCAGGUGCUGGUGCUACUGAACCUGGACGCCGAGCAGCACGUGAAGCACCCCCGCCUGCUCUCCUUCACGUCGCAGCUCAAGGCCGGCAGGGGCCUGACCAUCGUGGGCUCCGUGCUGGAGGGCACCUUCCUGGACAAGCAUGUGGAGGCCCAGCAGGCCGAGGAGAACAUACGGGCCCUGAUGAGCGCUGAGAAGACCAAGGGCUUCUGCCAGCUGGUGGUGUCGUCCAGCCUGCGGGACGGCAUGUCGCACCUCAUCCAGUCGGCCGGCCUGGGGGCCAUGAAGCACAACACGGUGCUCGUGGGCUGGCCCGGGGCCUGGAAGCAGGAGGACAACCCCUCCUCCUGGAGGAACUUCGUUGACACCGUGCGUGACACCACAGCUGCCCAGCAGGCCCUGCUGGUGGCCAAGAACGUGGACCUGUUCCCCCACAACCAGCAGCGCUUCAGCAGCGGGCACAUCGACGUCUGGUGGAUCGUCCACGACGGGGGCCUGCUCAUGCUGCUGCCCUUCCUGCUGCGGCAGCACAAGGUGUGGAGGAGGUGUCAGAUGCGCAUCUUCACGGUGGCCCAGGUGGACGACAACAGCAUCCAGAUGAAGAAGGACCUGCAGACCUUCCUGUAUCACCUGCGGAUCAGCGCCGAGGUGGAGGUGGUGGAGAUGGUGGAGAAUGACAUCUCAGCCUUCACCUACGAGCGGACGCUGAUGAUGGAGCAGCGGUCGCAAAUGCUGAAGCAGAUGCAGCUGUCCAAGACAGAGCAGGAACGGGAGGCUCAGCUCAUCCACGAUAGGAACACGGCUUCCCACUCGGCCAUGACCACCAGGGCCCAGGCCCCGUCCACGCCCGACAGGGUGCAGAUGACCUGGACGAAGGAGAAGCUGGUUGCUGAGAAGCAUCGGAACAAGGACACCACCAUGUCCGGGUUCAAGGACCUCUUCAGCCUGAAGCCAGAAUGGGGAAACCUGAACCAGUCCAAUGUGAGGAGGAUGCACACGGCCGUGCGGCUCAACGGCGUCGUCCUGGACAAGUCACAGGACGCCCAGCUGGUCCUGCUGAACAUGCCGGGGCCCCCCAAGAACCGGCAGGGGGAUGAGAACUACAUGGAGUUCCUUGAGGUCCUGACCGAGGGGCUGAACAGGGUGCUGUUGGUCAGGGGCAGCGGCCGGGAGGUGGUCACCAUCUACUCCUAG
This is a messenger RNA of Rangifer tarandus platyrhynchus (Svalbard reindeer), 3336 nucleotides long. The record is from the annotation of a GenBank genome assembly. Lineage: Eukaryota; Metazoa; Chordata; Mammalia; Artiodactyla; Cervidae.